This is a messenger RNA of Symbiodinium sp. CCMP2592, 1980 nucleotides long. The record is from the annotation of a GenBank genome assembly. NCBI's taxonomy places the organism in Eukaryota, Dinophyceae, Suessiales, Symbiodiniaceae.
AUGCUCUGGUGCUGUGAGGACGUGAAGAAGGAGGCGCUCUCGCUCGGGCCCUGCGGUCCGUGCCCUCCGUCUCCUCAUACGGAGGGCUACGAAAGCUCCGGCACGCAGACUCCAAAGACCAAGGCUGUUUCGGAGAGCUCCUCCGAGAGCGGCGGUGGCUCCGAGCAGAUGGAGCGGGUCUUCUCCUUGAGCGCCCUGGACGCCCUGCUGCAGGACCCUCUGGAGAAGGCGGACUUGCGCUCGCAUUUACAGUCGGAGCAGCUGGACAAGCGGCCCAAGUACACGUCGCAGCACUUGGACACGCCCGUGGUGGUCGUGAGUUCGGAAGUGAACCCCUGGUCCAAGACCGGGGGCUUGGCCAUGGUGGCGGGCAGUUACGGCUACGAGUUUGCCAUGCGGGGCCAUCGGACCAUGGUCGUCUCGCCCCGCUACGGCGACUACAAGGACGCCGUCUACGUCGGCUACGCUAAGAUCUGGCUCGACGGCCGCGAGCACGAGGUCCGGUACUUCCAUCUCUACCAGGACCUGGGAGAGGGAAAAGGGACGGACUACAUCUUCGUGGAGCACGAGAGCUACCAUCGAGGUGGUCUCUACUGCGACCGGGACGGGAAGGAGUACGUGGACAACUUGUUCCGCUAUGCCUUACUCACCGUCGCUGCCAUGGAAGCACCCUUAGUGCUCAAUCUCAGGGGCUCAACCUAUGGUCAGGAUGUGCUUUUCAUUGCGAACGACUGGCAGACGGGACUGCUGCCCGUCUACCACCUCUACAAGUAUCGCCGAAACCGCACCUAUCUCAACUCCCGCUGCGUCUUCGUCAUUCACAACAUCGGCUACCAGGGCAAGUACCGGCUCAGCAAAUUCCCCCUCGACAGCUAUUUGGGGCUUCCACCGGAGGCCAUCGACCUGUUGCAGGGCGAGGAUCUGAAUUUGGGUGUGGACUGCAUGAACCUUAUGUCAGCCGCCAUCUUGGCAUCCGACCGAGUGCUGACGGUGAGUCCGAACUACGCCGUCGAAGUCCAGAGCCCGGAGGGCGGCCAGGGCUUGCACGAGAUUCUCACGGAGAAGGGACGGCAGCUCCGCAUGGCCGGGAUUUUGAACGGCAUCGCAGACGAGUGGGAUCCCAGGACGGACCCACAUAUUCCCAGAAACUAUGGCUUGUCGGACUUCUUGGAAGGCAAGGCACAUUGCAAGAGCGAUUUGCAGCGUUCCUUGGGUCUCCACGAAGACCCCGGAGCUGCUUUGCUGGGCUUCUGUGGUCGUUUGUGCUUUCAGAAGGGCGUGCACCUGAUCACGCAAGUGAUCCCUUGGCUCCUCACCUACGAGAACUCUGGCGUCCUGGGCCGGGUCCAGGUGAUCUUGAUGGGCAAGGGCGACGACCUCUACGCCUCGCAGCUCUCCAACGCCGAGAACACCAACCGAGGCCGCGUCUGCGGCUACGUGGGCUUCGACCCCAAAGUGGAGCAUCGCAUGAUGGCGGGCUGCGACUUCCUGCUGAUGCCAAGCCAGUACGAGCCCUGUGGCCUUCCACAGAUGUAUGCACAGGCCUACGGCACCGUGCCUGUGGUCCACGAGACAGGAGGCUUGAAGGAUUCGGUGCUGGGCCUCUGGGACGAGGAGAGGGAUAGGAGCACCGCCACAGGGUUCCUCUUCUCGGGCUUCGAGGAGAACAACUUCAAGGAGAAACUCUACCAGGCGCUGGAGGUGUAUCACAAGAAGCAGGACCUGUUCAGGCAGAUCCAGCAGAACGGCCUGCAGAAGAACUACUACUGGCCGCAGGUGCCAACCCCGCAAAGGGCCAAAGAGGAGAGAGGAGAGCUCUUCCGCAUCCGAAGGCCAUCGACGAGUAUGAGCGGCACCUGGACUGGACACUGGAGGGGCCGCUGGCCUUCGGAUGAAAGUGUGACCUUCGGAGUUUCUUCCGAUGCCUUUCGAUUCGCUCACCUUAGGGCGGCCGUUAGGGCAUGGGCCGCAUGGGCCUAG